This is a messenger RNA of Portunus trituberculatus (swimming crab), 1484 nucleotides long. RefSeq names its product sin3 histone deacetylase corepressor complex component SDS3-like. Lineage: Eukaryota; Metazoa; Arthropoda; Malacostraca; Decapoda; Portunidae. Gene Ontology annotation, molecular function: histone deacetylase binding. The coding region runs from base 203 to 1150 and encodes 315 amino acids. The record is from RefSeq and is a predicted model, not a curated record. Gene Ontology annotation, cellular component: Sin3-type complex. Gene Ontology annotation, biological process: negative regulation of transcription by RNA polymerase II. The transcript has 9 exons.
CUGCUCCUGAGCCAGCUCAGCUGGUUGAGUCUUGCUGGUGCCACCACUAACAAUAACACACAAGAGACAAGAUACGGGUCCAGGUGAGACAGGAGCGGGAGAGACGCAGGCUUGCAUCUUGUCAUCGCUUCACUGAGGUGACUCCAAACUAAGUGUGAGGAGCAGCUGAUGGUGACCUAGCGGCAGCAGUGCUGGUAGUGUCAUGUCUGGCUUAGCGUCACCAAGAUCCCCGGGCUCGGGGGAUUUGGCUCAGGACGGCUACGACUAUGAGGAUGAUAAUGAUGCAGACCUUGAGGACUCCAGAGACUAUGAGGACCGGGAAAGUGAUGAAGACACCGACCCUGGCAGUGAGGGAGAGCCAAGAGGGAAGGAGGAGUACACCGGCAUCAAGGAACAAAUGUAUCAGGACAAGCUGGCUCAGCUCAAGAAGCAGCUGCAACAACUGCGUGACAACUCACACCCAGAGUACAACAAAAAGCUGAAGAAGAUUGAUGCAGCGUACAAAGAAAGGCUGCGGCUGAAUGACUUAUGGAAGGACAUUGAGGCGGAGUGGGUGGAGCGAGACUAUGCUGCAGAGAAGCGCUUGGCUGCCCGAGAAUUUGAGGAGAAGAAGAAGGAGCUGAAGGAAAAUCUACUCAUUGAACUGGAGGAGAAGAAGAAGAUAAUUGAGCAGGAAAGAUACACACUGGAACUAACAGGAGAUUCAAUGGAGUACAAACCUGUGUCAACUCGGAAGCUGCGUCGCCGUGGCAACGAGCCGGCUCCAAUCAUUGAGAAGCGGCGCAAGCCAGUCUCCACCACGCUGCAGCUGCUACUGGAUGAGAGGGAGAUGGAUGACGACCUCAAGCUGAUCAACAAGAGUAAACUGCUCAACAUGAAAAAGAGCACUACCAUGCCGUCACCAGCGGAUGCCAUCGCCAACGAGCCAAAGAUUGAGAAUGGGAAGCUGUAUUUUGAUAAGAAGUGGUUCCACAAAGGCCAGGCAGUGAUGAUUGAGUGCAAGGAUGGCACUCGCUUCAACGCCAUCCUGACAGUGGCCAGCGGUGACAUGAUCAUGGUGAAGAAGGUGCCGGACAGCAUCCGCCUCAAGAUCACCCUGGCACAGCUGGCUCACGGCAAGUAUCUGGUACGCCGCCGAAGUGCCACGUGACCACACCAGCAUUGGCCCCCCAACCUCUUGUCUCAGCCUGACUUGGGCCCUCUACACACCCCCUAGCCUCUGUGGUGACGCUGGUAUGGGCAACGUUGGUGAAGUGUCACUCACACACUGCAUGACAGAUAAGUAGAGCUGACAGCCAGCCUAACCUAACCUAACUUAGCCCUGCCAAAGACAUCUGGCUAGUAGUGCAAGUUUGGUUCAUGGCUCACAAAUAGAUUUUUUUUUUUUUUUUUCCCACACACACACACACAUACACACACACACACACACACACACACACACACACACACACACACACACACACACACACACACACACACACACA